Messenger RNA from Macroventuria anomochaeta, 1443 nucleotides. Its product is annotated as MFS general substrate transporter. Gene Ontology annotation, biological process: transmembrane transport. The transcript is spliced from 4 exons. The coding region runs from base 1 to 1443 and encodes 480 amino acids. NCBI's taxonomy places the organism in Eukaryota, Fungi, Ascomycota, Dothideomycetes, Pleosporales, Didymellaceae. Gene Ontology annotation, cellular component: plasma membrane. The record is from RefSeq and is a predicted model, not a curated record. Gene Ontology annotation, molecular function: transmembrane transporter activity.
AUGAACACGGACAAGAAAGCAGCUGCAGAGAUAGCUGCGCAAGAUAUUGACAGCAGUGAGAUGGGCGUAGUCAAUAAUGUGUCGACAAAGCAGAGCUAUGUGCUCAAGAUGGACUUGCGCUUGAUCCCUAUCCUAGGAUGCACGUAUACGAUUCUCUUCCUGGACCGGACUAACAUCGCGAAUGCCAGAAUCGAAGGCCUGGAGGAGGGCCUCAAUAUGCCAUCCCACGGCUACAAUACAGCUUUGUGGAUCUUCUUUGUCCCCUUUAUCCUGAUCGAGGUGCCCAGUAACCUGAUCAUGGGGUUGCCUCGUGUGCGGCCUAAAUGGUUCCUGGGUGUCAAUAUGCUUCUCCUCGGGAUUAUAGCGACUUGUCAAGGUCUAACCCGGUCGUAUGGUGGGCUGCUCGCGUUGCGAUUCUUGAUGGGCAUUUUUGAGGCAACUCUACCAGCUGGGGCCGCGUUCUUGAUCAACGAGUACUACACCCGCGCCCAGAUGUCUCUUCGGUACGCGUGCUUCUUCUGCUUCGGCGCCCUAGGACCUUGCAUUAGCGGCAUACUGGCAUACGGCAUCCGCAAUAUGCAUGGCAUUGCUGGACUGGAGGGCUUUAGAUGGAUCUUUAUCAUCGAGGGCCUCGUCACCAUCUUCAUCUCCUUCUUCGUGUUCGUCUUCGUGCCGGACUUUCCAGAAAGGACCAACAUCUUGAGCGCCACAGAACGAGAGCACCUCCUUGCGGUACUCCGACAAGAUAAAGGGACCCAGAAGUUGGAUCUCAAGAAGGUAAACUGGUUGAAGAUAUUGACCGACUACAAGAUCUGGUUUCCAACACUGAUGUUCUUUUGUUGCGAUAUGACAGCGGCAUCAAUGGCCUCCUUCAUUCCUACAAUUUUGACCGAACUCGGUUGGACAGCUGCCUAUGCUCAGGCAAUGUCGGUACCCAUCUGGCUCACCGCUAUGGUCUUCCAAGUCACGGGUGCCUUCCUGAGUUGCCGAACAGGUUGGCGCUUCCCGUUCAUCCUCUUCGGUGUCGUCUGCGCUAUGAUCGGUUGGGUCAUCCAACUUGUGUACUCAGAACAUGGCAAUGUGUCGGCUGCUGUACGCUACUUUGGUCUGUUCUGCAUGAGCGGCGGAGCGUUUCUGCAGAUGACCAUGUCCACGGCCUGGAUGUCGAACAAUCUGCGCGGCCGCGCUAGCAUCGCUGCCGGUACAGCCAUCGUACUGGGGUUCGGUAAUUGCGCGAACUUUAUCGCUACAAACAUUUUCAUCAAGGCCGAGGCACCAUACUAUCCCUCUGCUUUCAGGACAGGCCUGGCUAUCACUGUGGCCGGCGGUGGGUUCUGCGUGACUUACGCAGGGCUGCUGUGGCGACACAAUCGGAAGCUGGCAAGGAAAAGGGUAGAGGAUGGCGGCGAAGACGAUCAGAAAGAGUACAGGUACCAAGUUUGA